Molecule: messenger RNA, 1499 nt
Organism: Austrofundulus limnaeus
Lineage: Eukaryota; Metazoa; Chordata; Actinopteri; Cyprinodontiformes; Rivulidae
Gene: gipc2
Product: GIPC PDZ domain containing family, member 2
Exons: 6
Coding region: 300-1292 (330 amino acids)
Molecular function (GO): protein binding
Source: RefSeq, a predicted model, not a curated record
AUACACACAGAGGAGCUAUUGUUGGUCCAGGACUGUGGCAGGUCGUGUCAGGGUGUUCGUACUCGCCCCCCUCACCACCUGUUGGAAGAUUUAAUAAACUCAGGUCGCGGACGGAAAUUUCAAAACGCUCGUCUGUGCGCAGGUGAGGACAGGAAAAAUAGUUGGCGGAAGAAAAGGAAGACACCCAGGAAAAGAAGGAAGUAAAUAAGGACGACACUCAACAGGUCACUUCACUGCCGCGGACUAGGUUUUUUUUAUACUUUUAUUUAUUUUAAAAUUAAAUCUAUAAGUAAUACAACAUGCCGUACGGACCGUGGAAGAAGAAAAACAAAUCCACGAAGGAGCACUUGGUCGAAAACGAGGAGGUGAGCGGCGGACACGCAGGUGUCGGAAGCUCGGGUAAAUCCGCCGUGAACGGAGGAGCGGGGCUCCCGCCUCCACCUGCCAACCUCCGGCCCAAACUGGUCUUUCACACGCAGCUGGCCCAUGGGAGUCCGACCGGCAGGAUUGAGGGAUUUACCAACGUAAAAGAGCUGUACUCCAAGAUAGCAGACGCGUUUAAUAUAAACGCACCUGAGAUCCUGUUCUGCACUCUGAACACCCACAAGAUCGACAUGGAGAAGCUGCUGGGGGGUCAGAUCGGCCUGGAGGAUUUUAUUUUCGCCCACGUUAAAGGAAUCAAAAAGGAAGUGGAAGUGUACAAAUCUGAAGACGCUCUCGGCCUCACCAUCACCGACAACGGAGCCGGAUUUGCUUUUAUAAAGCGAAUCAGAGAGGGCAGCGUCGCAGACAGGGUGAAGGUGAUAUGUGUGGGCGACCACAUAGAGUGCAUCAACGGGCGCAACAUCAUUGGGACGCGGCACUACGAGGUCGCCCGCAUGCUGAAGGACCUGCCCCGAGACAAACCCUUCACCCUCAAACUGGUGGAGCCGAUGAAGGCUUUCGAAAUGCUGGAGCCACGUUCAAAAGGCGGCAAACCAGGCGGGGACAACAAGGUCGGCACCGGGAGGAGCACCCUGAGACUCCGGUCCAAAGGUCCGGCUACUGUAGAAGACGAGCCCACAGAAUUCGAGGAGAAAGCCAUAAAGAAAGUGGACGACCUCCUGGAGAGCUACAUGGGCAUCAGAGACACUGAACUCGCCGCUACGAUGGUUGAAGUGGGCCGGGACAAGAAGAACCCAGACGAGUUCGCCAUGGCGCUCGACGAGACCCUCGGAGACUUCGCCUUUCCCGACGAGUUCGUCUUCGAUGUGUGGGGGGCCAUCGGAGACGCCAAGCAGGGAAGGUUUUAGGGUUUCUGUGUCCCCUCCCUCCACAUCACACACACGUUGGCUUUUCUAUCCUCGUGGGGACUUGGCAUUGACGUCCAUUUUCCAGUCAUUUCUAUAGCCUAACUCUGACCUUUUACCCCAAACCGAACCACCUCAGUACUAGCCUGGCCCUUGCCUUCCUACGCAKUUCCACUCRAUUCUAGUUUCCCUUCACUGCUCCGUCUGGGA